UCCCGAACUUUUGAAGAAGGUAGUCGUGUAUUGCGUAUACGGUCCGUUGGUCCGUUGUGUCAGUGUGCGUAAGUCGGCGUUCUGCACUAGUAUUCGUACUAUUUCUGCACGUGCUGCUCGCCGCUACCGUUUCGAGUGGUACCAAUAAUAGACAACAGUAGCGGGAACUAAUUAAUGCUUCGGUGGUGCCUGUAGACGAAGGCUCAGUUAUAGAAGGGAGCUACACUCCCAUAUGAUAGCAUGGAUAGUAGUGCCAAGCCAAAGCGCAAAAACCCGCGCCAGAAUGCAAAUAUAAUAUCCCAACUGAUAUUUGCCUGGGCCAUACCACUAUUGUAUCGAGGAUCUCGAAGAGGUCUGAAUACGGAUGACUUGACGGAAUGUUUAAAAGAUGAUCGCUCCGAACAGCUGGGUGAUCGUUUAGAAGAUCAGUGGUUUAAGGAACUGGAACGAUCACAUCGCAAGAAACAGAAGCCGCACCUCAGAAACGCUCUGUUUCGUUGCUUUCUGGGACCGACGAUUAUUAAUGGCCUCAUUUGCUUAAUCUACAUAGUGAUCAAGACCUUGAUUCCAGCUGUUCUUGCUCAGUUGUUGAUACAGUUUCAAAUCGCUCCUGCUGCGGAAGUCAAAAACAUUGCCAUCAACGAUUUGUCAAUAUCAGAUUCCCUCAAUCGAACUGCACGCUCAAUUGGAAACUACGUGCUGAGUCAGGCUGUAGCCCACUCCAGUGGAUCACCAGGGGAUGUUUAUUCGCCAAAUUCUUUGGACAAGGGAGAUCCCCUGAAGGAGCCAAUUCAGCCAGCAUCUGAAGAAGUGGACCACAAUGCCACUCUUGUGCGCAGUGUCCUGGAUCAGACCGCCGAGUACGUGUGGAACGACACCUAUAGCCUGGGUGUCGUCCUGGUGAGCUCGACGCUCUUCUGCUGCUUUCUGCUGCACCACGUCGAUCUGCGGCAACGCCUGAUGGGCGCCCGGAUGCGAAUCGCUUGCUGCUCACUGAUCUACCGGAAAACGCUACGCCUCUCGAUGAAAACGGCGGGUCAGACGCCGGCUGGUUACCUUAUCAACCUGCUGUCGAACGACGUGAAUCGCCUGGACUAUGGCUUCAUAUUCAUGCAUUGGAUCUGGAUUAUGCCGCUACAGGCGGUGCUCACGUGCUACUUGAUUUGGCUGAACAUUGGCAUUCCGGCUCUGGUGGGAGUGAUUGGAUUGCUGCUGAAAACGGUGCCCGUGCAAACGGCCUUGAGCAAGGUAACCUCAGUGCUGCGGAUGAGAAUUGCGGAACGAACGGAUGAGAGGGUGGGCAUCAUGAAUGAGCUGGUGCAGGGCAUUCAGGUUAUCAAGAUGUACGCCUGGGAGAAACCCUUCCAGGCGGUGGUGGCCGAAGCGCGACGACGCGAAAUUCAGCAGAUCCGCUAUGCAUCCUACCUGCGAGGCUUCUACCUCAGCACCAUGGUGUUUACGGAGCGAUCCACCCUAUACAUCACCCUGGCAGCGGCUGCUCUCAUGGGUCAGACCAUUACCGCCGACUUUGUCUUCUCCGCAGCCAGUUACUAUAACAUCCUGCAAUUGGUGGCUGCCAUUUGGUAUCCCCUUGCUGUGAGUUUCGGAGCUGAAGCCUUGGUCUCUUUGCGCAGGAUUCAGGAUUUUCUUAUGCUUGAGGGACGCGAGGAACGAACUCAAGGACUCACCCACAAAAGAGAUCAGGAUGGCGGGGACUCUAGAGCCGUAACCCUCAAGGAUAUCAAUGCCAGUUGGGAUAAUGAGAAGCCCCAGAGGACCCUGCAAAACAUUAAUCUGCAGAUUGAGAAGGGUCAACUGUGCGCUGUGAUUGGACCCGUGGGUGCUGGCAAGAGCUCAAUCCUGCAGCUUCUGCUGGGCGAACUUCCAGUCAUCGAUGGCGGUGUAGUGAUCCAGGGAGACCUUUCGUAUGCCGCCCAGGAACCCUGGCUCUUUACGGGAACGGUGCGGAAUAAUAUCCUGUUUGGCGAGGAGUACGAACGAAAGCGCUACCAGGAGGUGACCCGUUGCUGUGCCCUCUCCACGGAUUUCCAGCAGCUCCCCAAUGGCGAUAAAACCGUUGUGGGUGAACGGGGUGCAUCCUUAUCCGGAGGUCAACGAGCCCGCAUUAGCUUGGCUCGUGCGGUUUACAAACCCGCCUCGAUCUAUUUAAUGGACGAUCCGCUUAGUGCCGUGGAUGCUCACGUGGGCAGACAUCUGUUUGAUGAGGUUAUUGGACCCCGAGGUCGACUGGCCCAGCUGAAGGCCACUCGUAUACUGGUCACCCACCAGGUGCACUUUCUGUCCGAGGCCGAUAUUAUUGUGAUCGUGGACCAGGGAAAGAUUUUGAGGCAGGGCACCUACCAAGAGCUCAUCAACAGUGAUUUGGAUUUCGCAAAGCUGCUCGAGCGACCCAAGGAUGAGGAGGAGGCGGAAAACAGUCGCCGUCAAUCAUCCCCACUCAGUGGACAAUCAUUGGAGAGCGACGACGAGGACAUACCCUUCAUAGAUGGCGUAAAAGAUGGUUACCAGCAGCUAAAGAAGCAAAGCGGUUCGAUUCAUGGCAGCAAGUCGUUGGACAGCUCGCAGCUAAACGACGACGAGGUGGAUGAGGACGACCUGGCCGAGGCCCAAGCCUCCGGUGGUAUAUCACCCCGCGUUUGGUACGAGUACUUCCAUGCGGGCAGCACCCUCGUGAGCUUCAGUUUCAUGGUGUUUGUGAUGCUGAUGUCCCAGGUGGUGUGCAGCAGCUCGGAUUUCUUUGCCAAUAUUUGGACACAGCAGGAACACCAGCGGUCGCAGGGAGCGACCACCAGUUUCACUACCUUCGAGUGCAUGUACAUUUACGGGGCUCUGAUCAUUGCCGUGGUUAUCAUGACCACGUUUCGCGGAUUUCUGUUCUUCAAGAUCUGCAUGCAUGCCUCCAAGGUGCUGCACGAUCGAAUGUUCGCCUGCAUUUUGCAUGCCACCAUGAGAUUCUUUGACACCACUCCCUCCGGAAGGAUCCUGAAUCGUUUCUCCAAGGACAUGGGCGCCAUUGAUGAGUUGCUUCCGCGCGCCAUGAUGGACUGCAUACAGAUCGCCCUGGUCAUGUUUGGCAUACUGAUUGUGAUUAGUAUAGUGAACCCGGUUCUGAUGGCUGCCAUGCUGGUGGUGGGUGUGGUGGAUGUGCUCAUCCUAAAGCUGUACCUGCGACCCUCGCAGGAUCUCAAGCGCUUGGAGGGCAUCUGCCGCAGUCCAGUGUUCUCCCAUCUGAGUGCUUCCCUCACUGGUCUGGCCAUCAUUCGGUCCCGCCACCUGCAGGAUGUGGUGGCCAAGGAGUUUGAUUUGCUGCAGGAUGUGCACAGUAGCGUUUGGCAGCUCACCAUGGCGGUAAACACGGCUUUGGGCUUGUGGCUGGACUGUGUCAGUUGUGUCUUCCUCACUGCAGUCACCUUUAGCUUCAUCGUUUCCAAUGAAUCAACAUACAGUGGCAACGUAGGUUUGGCCAUAUCCCAGGCCAUGAUCCUGACCGGAAUGGUGCAGUAUGGUGUGCGGCAGGUGGCCGAGUCCUUGCAGCAGAUGACCAGCGUGGAGCGUGUCCUGCAAUACACCGAACUGGAGCAGGAAGCUGCGUUGAGCGAGAAGACCCCUCCCCAGCAAUGGCCCACUCGUGGUCAGGUGGAGUUCCGCAACAUGAGCUGUCGCUACGAUCCAAAUGGAUCGCCGGUGCUAAAGAGCCUCAAUCUCACCAUCGAGGCGGGCUGGAAGGUGGGCAUUGUUGGACGCACAGGUGCUGGCAAGUCCUCGCUGAUUGGUGCCCUCUUUCGGCUGGCAAACAUCGAGGGAGACAUACUCAUCGACGGCAUUGAGACGGGCACCAUUUCGUUGGAGAUCCUGCGCACCCGCAUCUCGAUUAUACCGCAGGAUCCGGUUCUGUUUUCCGCCACCAUCCGUUACAACCUGGAUCCCUUCGAGCGCUACACGGACGCUGAGCUCUGGAGCGCUUUGGAAGAUGUGGAGCUGCGUGGUGCCAUUCCCGGCCUUGACUACAUGGUCACGGAGAGGGGAAGCAAUUUCAGCGUGGGCCAGCGGCAGUUGCUCUGCCUGGCCAGAGCAAUUCUCCGAAACAACAAGGUCCUGGUGCUCGACGAGGCCACGGCCAAUGUGGAUCCACAAACUGAUGCUCUGAUCCAACGCACCAUUCGCGUCAAGUUCAAGCAGUGCACGGUUCUCACGGUGGCCCACCGAUUGCACACCGUCAUGGAUUCGGAUCGGAUUAUCGUGAUGGAUGCGGGCGUGGCCGUGGAGUACGAUGUACCUUAUCUACUGCUUAAGAAGUCACAAGGACACCUGCGGCAAAUGGUCGAGGCCACGGGCGGAGAGGCGGAAGCCCUGAAGAAGACGGCCAGUGAUAGUCACAAAAGGAGGCAGAGGGAGCGGGACCAGCGAGAUCGUGACGAGGAUGAUGACACACAGGAGUGAGCAUCGGCGACCUAAAACAUCCACCGGGAACCGCAUUUACCAAAAGCUGGUGCUUAUAAUGGCUUAAGGAUGCCAUUUUUGGCUCCCUGAAGGAAUGGAUCCUUGACCAAAACGAAAGCCGUACCAAAAGAAUUUUCUUUCACACACACAUUUUAUGUUAUCCGUGUUUUCGUGUACUUAGUCCAGUUAAGUUUGUAAACGAAAAGUCUAGAUGUGCUGCCUUAUACGUAUUGUACUUAGAUAUAAUCUUUGCCAGGGACACCAGUGUGUUAAAUUUGUAUAAAAUCUUUAUUGUAGAGCUUCAGUGAAAAGACAUCCCACUUAAAACAUGACAAAGAAGAUACUUACUUUCUGGUUAUAGACUAGAAAUGAACACUGCCUUCAUUUAUGGAUCUGUGGCUUAUGCUUUACCCAACCACUCAUUAGUUAGUUCAUCAAAUAUAUUCUGUAUAUUAUUGCAAGUGAAAAA
This is a messenger RNA of Drosophila elegans, 4930 nucleotides long. RefSeq names its product ATP-binding cassette sub-family C member 4 (gene Cftr). The transcript has 8 exons. The record is from RefSeq and is a predicted model, not a curated record. Bases 241 to 4461 code for a protein of 1406 amino acids. Gene Ontology annotation, biological process: transmembrane transport. NCBI's taxonomy places the organism in Eukaryota, Metazoa, Arthropoda, Insecta, Diptera, Drosophilidae. Gene Ontology annotation, molecular function: ABC-type transporter activity; ATP hydrolysis activity; ATP binding. Gene Ontology annotation, cellular component: membrane.